Trichechus manatus latirostris (Florida manatee) is the source of this 1830-nucleotide messenger RNA. RefSeq names its product gasdermin-A-like. Gene Ontology annotation, molecular function: phosphatidylserine binding; phosphatidylinositol-4,5-bisphosphate binding; phosphatidylinositol-4-phosphate binding. The transcript is spliced from 11 exons. Gene Ontology annotation, biological process: pyroptotic inflammatory response; defense response to bacterium. Bases 1 to 1830 code for a protein of 609 amino acids. Lineage: Eukaryota; Metazoa; Chordata; Mammalia; Sirenia; Trichechidae. The record is from RefSeq and is a predicted model, not a curated record.
AUGUCCUCCCUGUUCGCAUGGGACACCAAGAGCUUGGUCAGGGAGCUGGGCAGGAAGGGCGAGCUAGUGCCCGUGGACAGCCUGAACAGCUCCCCAUGCCUCCGUCCCUUCUGCCUGGUGAGGAAGAAGCACAAACGCCACCCCUGGCCUUGGGACACCCCCUUCAUCCCCACGGACUUCUCCCUCCUGGAUGUGCUGGAGCCAGGCUCCCCAGUCCCAGAGCUGAGCAGGAGCAAACCCAUCUACAUCCAGGAGACAGUGACAGGAGCAGUGACAGGGGCCCUGAGCUUGAGCACCGGGCUGCAGGGGAAGGUGAUGGGGGGCGGCGUGGUGACCCACAGCUCUGCCCUGGCCCUGCAGACCCUCAAGGUUUCCCCUCGCACCUGGGAGACUCUGGUGGAGAAGAGGAAACUGAGGAUGCCAAGGCCCUCCUUCCUCAGGGAAUUGCAGAGCCGGAAGGAGAGGGAGAGCCUGUAUGUGGUGACAGAGGCCGUGGAGACAUUGCAGGACACCACGCUACAGAGCCUGAGCAAAGUGGAGGGGGCAGGGCAGCUGUCCUUCUUCGUGCCGGGCCAUUUCAAGGGCCAAUGCCAGAGCCACAUGGCUAAAGAGAAGACAGUGACCGUCCCUCGGGGCAGUGUCUUGGCCUACAGGGUGCUGCAGCUAGUGAUUGAGGAGGAUCACUGGGCUAUUCUUUACCUCCCUGAAGGGAAGCUCUGUAGAGACACUGGCAGAGACGAGGCCCCAGGUGAGGAGCCCGACUUCCUGGGCCUGCAGAGGCGGGCGAGUGCCCAGUUGCAGGACCUGGCCACACUGCCCCCUGAGCUGCGGUACUCACUACUGGGCGCCCUCCAAGAGCUUCUUAGGGACCCUUGGGCACUGCAGGAGCUGGAGGACAUGCUGGAGCAGGCCCUCUAUACCGAGCUGCCAGCACAGCUGGAAGGCCCUGGCGGCACCAUCCUGAGCACCCUCCGGGACCCCUGCGGCAGCCUGUCGCCCUCUCGAGGCAGGGCCGUUCUCUGCCUCCUCGGAGCCCUCGUGGUGCUGAGUGACACCCAACACUGCCUGUUGGCCGAGUCCCUAGGGAAACGCAUCCUACCCCAGCAGCUAGAGCUGGUGGCAAGCAUGUUAGAAGCCAACUUUAAUCAGAUGGAGGAAACAACUGUCUCCCUCCCGCCGGAAGUCCUCUCGUCCCUGCAGAGCGAGGAUGCCGCCCUCGCCCUGAGCCUGGUGCAGAGCUGUGGGCUGGAGAUGCAGGGGCCAGGCCUCCAGCUUGUCUGGGACCCGGAGGUGGUGCCGCAGCUCUCUGCGCUGUAUGGGGCCCUUGCAGGGCUGCAGCUGCUGGCCUGCCCCGGCCCUGGGCCGUCCACACUGCUGCUUGAGGAGGGUGCCCAAACUGCUCCCCAGGCACUAGACCUGCCUAUCCAGGACCAUGGGUGGGUCCUAGAGGGCCCCACUGUGGAUCAGGGUUCUUCCUGGAGAGGCAGUGGAGGCUGGUUCCAGAACAGCCGGGACUCCGUUCACCACUCACAGCCGGCUGUCCCAGCACCUGCAGCCAUACCCCAGCUUCUCCAGCUGCCCCAGCACCCGCAGCCCUACCCUGACUUCUCCAACUGCCCCAGCACCCGCAGCCCUACCCUGACUUCUCCAGCUGCCCCAGCACCUGCAGCCCUACCCCAGCUUCUCCAGCUGCCCCAGCACCCGCAGCCCUACCCUGACUUCUCUAGCUGCCCCAGCACCUGCAGCCCUACUGACUUCUCCAGCUGCCCCAGCACCUGCAGCCCUACCCUGACUUGUCCAGCUGCCCCAGCACCCGCAGCCCUACCCUGA